Molecule: messenger RNA, 1071 nt
Organism: Plutella xylostella (diamondback moth)
Lineage: Eukaryota; Metazoa; Arthropoda; Insecta; Lepidoptera; Plutellidae
Source: RefSeq, a predicted model, not a curated record
UCCAACAUGGUAGCAGAGCGUGGUUCUUAACAAAUUUCAGGUAUUAAGUGCGUGAUUGCAAAAAUAUCACGAGAUAACAUUAUUGUCCGCCGGCCGGCACAACUUGAUUGCCGAAAUUUCAGCAAACAGGACAUUUAAGUUAUUUGUUGUAAUACAAUCAAGACAUGUCGUCAAAUGCAAGUGCAUUCAGCAUCGACAAAUUAAUUGGCCGUGACAACUACUCGACCUGGAAGUUUGCAGUACAAACAUAUUUAGAGCAUGAAGAGCUCUGGGAGUGUGUUGAAGGAACCAACGUUGACCAGAAGAAGGACAAAAAGGCAAAGUCGAAGAUAAUCCUGCUAGUUGACCCGAUAAAUUAUGUUCACAUCGAGGAAUGCACCACUUCUAAGGAGCUGCUUUUUCAGCUGUUUCAGUUAACGAUGAAAACAACUGGUAUAUUGAUUCUGGAGCAUCUGCACAUAUGUCUAGACAUCGAGUGUGGCUGGAAAAUGAGACGGCACCCAAGGUACCCCAUGUGCGAGUGGCAGAUGAUAAGGUGCUAAAAGUUAUAUCAACUGGGAACAUUAUCAUAGGGGUGAAGGGCCCGAACAGUUCGCUCAACAACAUACAGGUAAAAGAUGUUCUUUAUGUACCGGACUUAGCUACAAACUUGCUAUCUGUCAGUAAAAUUAUUGAAAGUGGCUGUACUGUCAAGUUUAAUGAGAAAGGCUGUAUUAUAAGGAAUAGCAAUGGUGAGAUUGCAGCAACAGCUGAUCGUGUAAAUGGCACAUAUCGACUUAACACCAAUCUACACCAAGCCCUGUCAUCAGUAACUUCAAAAGGGGACAGUAACUUCUUGUGGCACCAAAGAAUGGGCCACAUUAAUUACAAUGACCUAGAUAAAUUACAGAUCUGUGCCGAGGGUAUGAAAUUAUCCACGCAGAAAGAAGACGCAGCAUGCACUUCCUGUCUGGAAGGGAAACAGACCAGACAACCGUUCAACCAUGGGGGCUCCCGGGCAUCUGAACUGCUAGAGCUAGUCCACUCAGACGUAUGUGGACCGAUGGAGAACAAGUCUAUUGGAGGUUCCAG